Onychostoma macrolepis is the source of this 2395-nucleotide messenger RNA. It is a transcript of the gene purba, whose product is annotated as purine-rich element binding protein Ba. Gene Ontology annotation, cellular component: nucleus. NCBI's taxonomy places the organism in Eukaryota, Metazoa, Chordata, Actinopteri, Cypriniformes, Cyprinidae. Gene Ontology annotation, molecular function: RNA polymerase II transcription regulatory region sequence-specific DNA binding; DNA-binding transcription factor activity, RNA polymerase II-specific; purine-rich negative regulatory element binding. Gene Ontology annotation, biological process: regulation of transcription by RNA polymerase II. The coding region runs from base 31 to 945 and encodes 304 amino acids. The record is from RefSeq and is a predicted model, not a curated record. The transcript has a single exon.
GUGGGAAAAAAAAUAGCUGAGCUCUGGGUGAUGGUGAAGAUGGCGGAUGGGGACAGCGGGAGUGAGCGCGGCGGCGGAGGAAGCGGCGGAGGGAGCGGGUUCCAAGCGUUCCAGAGGGACCAAGAGACCCAAGAGCUGGCGUCCAAACGCCUCGACAUCCAGAACAAGCGCUUCUAUCUGGACGUCAAGCAGAACUCGAAGGGCAGGUUCAUCAAGAUCGCCGAGGUCGGCGCUGGGGGCUCCAAAAGCCGCCUGACGCUUUCCAUGUCGGUCGCAGCGGAGUUCCGGGAUUACCUCGGGGAUUUCAUCGAACACUACGCCCAGCUCGGGCCCAGCACUCCGGAGCAGAUCGCGCAGUCCUCCGGAGGCGAGGACGGAGGGCCUAGACGGGCCUUGAAGAGCGAGUAUCUCGUGAGGGAAAACCGCAAAUACUACCUCGAUCUGAAGGAGAACCAGCGCGGGAGAUUCCUGCGGAUCCGGCAGACCGUUAACCGCGGCGGGUUCGGUGUUCCCGGCGGCGGAGGCGGAGGGAUUCAAUCCGGGCAAACUAUCGCUCUCCCCGCUCAGGGUCUCAUCGAGUUCCGCGACGCGCUGGCGAAGCUGGUCGACGACUACGGCGGCGACGACGAGGAGCUGGCCUGCGGCGGCGGAGGAGCAGGAGGAGGUUACUCGGAGCUACCUGAGGGGACCUCAAUAACCGUGGACUCCAAGCGGUUCUUCUUCGACGUGGGCUCCAACAAGUACGGCGUGUUUCUGCGUGUGAGCGAGGUGAAACCCAGCUACAGAAACUCUAUCACGAUCCCCUUCAAAGCGUGGAGCAAAUUCGGCGGAGCGUUCUGCCGCUACGCCGAGGAGAUGAAGGAGAUCCAAGAGCGGCACAGAGAUAAAACGUUCGAGCGGAGAACCGAAGAGGAGUCUGAGGGCGACGAUUUGGACGACGACUGACCGGCGGAGGUGUCGCGUCGCUGGGCAACCGCGCAGAGCGAGAGUCGCGCUCUGGAGGGGGAUGCAUGAAACGAUCGACGGCGAAUAAAAAGAUGUUUGACUGAGAAACACUGUCGUGUAUAUGUAAGAGAAACCUGUUUAAAGCAGUGUAGACUAUGUUUGGCUAGAUAAAUGGAUUUUUCUGCUGGCUGCUCUCUGUAGGUCUUGUCAUUUUGAAAGUUUUCCCCUUUAUAAAGAAAGAAAAGCAAGCACCCUUUCACGCAGAGACUGAGUUCACAAGCAGGGAUGUUAUAGUGUUAGUGUGUCAAGAAGAACCGAUGAUUAUCUCUACUAUAGGUGUUUUUGGUGUUGUACCCUGCGAUGGAGAGCAAACCAGCAUCAUCUGAGCGACUUGGUGUGCAUCUCAUAGUUAGCUCAUUCAGGAUGUGUGUGUGUGUGUGUGUGUGUGUGUGUAUACAUUUUAUAUAUAUAUAUAUAUAUAUAUAUAUAUAUAUAUAUAUAUAUAUAUAUAUAUAUAUAUAAGACUCAGAUCAAACAGCGUCAAUAUUGCAGGUUGUGUGGACACACAAUACAGUUCAAGCAACAAUGUACAAACCGUUAAAAUGGUGCUAUAAAGUGUCACGCCGGCUGGUGGCUUUUAUUUAGUUCUCCUCCUGUUUCUUGUCAGGAUCGAGCAAAUUAUUCUGAUUGUAUGAACUGAAUUGGGAAGUGCAUCGAAGAUGCCACUAAAUUUACCGGGUUUGACCUUGAUGGGUGAAUUAGUAGUUUUAGAGCUUUGGUGACAUAACUGGAAAGGAAAUCAAAUGUAGAACAACACCCAGCUGGGUUUAAAUAGAUUUAUUUUUAAAAAACAAUAUACAGAAAUAUAUAUAUAUAUAGAAAUAUAUUUAUAUAUAGACCUAUAGAAUCAAUUAUAAAUGCUUUGUGAACAGGCUAUUUAACAAAUAAAAGUCGGAUGCAAUUAUAUAGGGAGAUAUUUCUUACUGCUUUUCCAUUCAUUUCCUAAGGUCUCGGAAGAGCAAGAUUUGUGAUAUACAAACUAGACUUCUCAGUUUAGCUUGUGUUCCUUUUUUCAACAACCCCAAUGACAUAACUAUCUUCUUUAUUUCUCUGCGAUCUCUUCCUCUGCUUAUUAAGUUGUCGCGAGUCUUACUGCAGUAUAUCUGCUCCUCUUGUUUUUGUUUUUUUGUCGUGGGUGUUGGAUAUUUUUCAUUUGAUUGGAGAAAAAGUGAGAGUUUUGAUUUCCAGGCCUUCUGUAACCACGAGAAUUAGCCAUACGCGCCACCCAGGAGCCAUAGGGAUUUUUUACUAACUUCAAUAUCCAUGAGUUUUGACCUCAUUCUUGUCUGUACUGUGUUAUGUGAUAAAGGCAGCUGUUCAGUCGAGUGUGUUCUGCUGUAAUUCUCCACAAACUUCCUUUGAACAAUAAAUAGAAUUUCUUUGCUGACAA